CUGCUUUAGAUCAACGGCCAGUGGCGGGGCGCGGGUGGUCAAUCAAUAUGGCCGACUUUCACCGGUUGGUUUGACUGUUUUGAUAUUCGAUAAAAAUAAUCUUUUCGUGUUACAUAAAACUGUCGUAGACUCUUCGAAUAUAUUUAUUGUGUACUGUAGUAUCUGUUAUUAACUAUGGAAGCGCUUAUACCAGUUAUUAAUAAGUUACAAGAUGUUUUUAACACAGUCGGAGCCGAUGCCAUCCAAUUACCUCAGAUAGUAGUUUUAGGAACUCAGAGCUCUGGUAAAAGUUCAGUCAUAGAAAGUUUAGUUGGCCGCUCAUUUCUUCCCCGAGGCCCUGGAAUUGUGACUAGGCGACCACUGGUUCUGCAACUAGUCUACAGCCCUAAGGAUAGCAAGGAACAUCGCUCAGCUGAAGAAGGAACUGUAAACCUAGAAGAAUGGGGCAAAUUUCUGCACACCAAAGACAAGAUAUACACAGAUUUCGAUCAAAUGAGACAGGAAAUAGAACGAGAAACAGACCGCAUGGCUGGCAGCAACAAGGGUAUCUGCCCAGAGCCUAUAAGUCUCAAGAUUUUCUCUACCAGGGUUGUAAACCUCACUUUAGUUGAUCUCCCUGGUAUUACAAAGGUACCAAUUGGUGAUCAGCCGGAAGACAUUGAAAACCAAAUAAGGAAUCUUAUUAUAAAGUACAUUUCAAACCCUAACUCUAUAAUAUUGGCUGUGACUGCCGCUAACACUGAUAUGGCAACAAGUGAAGCUAUUAAAAUGUCCAAAGAGGUUGACCCAGAUGGUAGGAGGACUCUAGCUGUGGUUACUAAGCUGGAUCUCAUGGAUGCAGGAACUGAUGCCAUAGACAUCCUUUGCGGCCGCGUCAUUCCCGUAAAACUUGGCAUUAUCGGAGUUGUAAACAGAUCACAGCAAGACAUUAUUGAUAAUAAAUCAAUAGGGGAUGCUCUCAAAGACGAAGCAACAUACCUCCAAAGGAAAUAUCCAACGAUCGCCACACGCAAUGGCACGCCACACUUGGCAAAGACCUUGAACAGACUACUGAUGCACCAUAUUAGGGAUUGUCUGCCGGAAUUAAAGGUUCGCGUCAACGUAAUGAUCUCACAGUUCCAAUCUCUUCUCAACUCUUAUGGAGAAGAUGUUUCGGAUAAGUCACAAACUCUACUUCAAAUUAUUACAAAGUUCGCUAGCGCAUAUUGCUCCACCAUUGAAGGUACUGCCAGGAAUAUAGAGACAACCGAACUUUGCGGAGGCGCCAGAAUAUGUUACAUAUUCCAUGAGACGUUUGGCCGCACCUUAGAUUCUAUACAUCCCCUUGUUGGUUUGACGCGUAUGGACAUUCUGACCGCGAUCCGCAAUGCUACGGGUCCACGACCAGCUCUUUUUGUCCCCGAAGUCUCGUUUGAACUGCUUGUGAAGCGGCAGAUAAGGAGGCUUGAAGACCCAUCACUCCGUUGCGUGGAACUGGUCCACGAAGAGAUGCAGCGUAUAGUGCAGCACUGCGGUACUGAGGUGCAGCAAGAGAUGCUUCGGUUCCCGCGCCUGCACCAGCGCAUCGUCGACGUAGUCACGCAACUACUGCGCACACGACUGCCGGCUACUAACGCUAUGGUGGAGAAUUUGGUACAAAUUGAACUGGCGUAUAUCAACACUAAGCACCCUGAUUUUCACCGCGAAGCUGCCUUGGUGUCCGGCUUGCUGAAGAGUACAGACAGCCUGAUUGACGAGCACAGUCCCGUGUACCGGCAGAAGACCCCACGGCCCACGUCCUCACCGGUAUUCGCCAUGUUCAAACUAUUUCUUCGACAAAUGGGUGAAAGAGGGUCCACCCUAGUAUUCUUGGCAAGUGUAUGGGAAUCCCACAAUAAGCAUGUGCCAGCGAUCACGGAUGGUCAGGAAAACAAGUCUCCAACUCAGAGUAAUAACAGUGAAUCUCCUGCAACUCCACAGAUGAAUGGAACACCAGAGAAUAAAGUACUGACUCCUCAAAAGCCCGUGAAUCUUCUACCAGAAGUGCCGAGCCAGACCUCGCGCAAGCUCUCCGACAGAGAACAACAUGAUUGUGAUGUCAUUGAACGGCUGAUCAAAUCUUACUUUUACAUAGUACGCAAAUCUAUCCAGGACUCUGUUCCCAAAGCUGUGAUGCAUUUCCUAGUGAAUUAUGUAAAGGAUAACUUGCAGUCUGAGCUAGUUACCCAUUUGUACAAGUCUGACCAGGCAGAGAGCAUGCUCAACGAAUCGGAACAUAUUGCGCAGCGGCGGAAGGAGGCCGCUGACAUGCUGAAGGCUCUGCAGCGUGCUGGUCAGAUCAUCAGUGAGAUUCGUGAAACGCAUAUGUGGUGAUGGUCAACGGAUGACGAAGACUCUAGUCUGUGAAUUAGUGAAUUUGGGCCGUGAGCUCUGUACAUACUCCUUUUAAAGUAGGUAAAUUAUGUGCAUUAGGCUUUUUUACUUACGUUUUACAUACAUUUGCUUUUAUCAUUCAACUCUGCCGCUCUCUUUGCUAUGUAUUAGAAGUAUGUAUUUAUUCAUGACAUUAUGUCGCAAACCAAAAAUUCUGAGUAAAAGCAGAAAUGUAGAAGCAAAUGCAUGUUAGUUAAUAGUUGGGACAUUUUUAAAAUGGCACCGCAAUAAAACUAUAAUUAAGUAUUCAGUCAUUUUGCAGUUUUGUUGUAGAAAGUACUUAUUGUUGUCAAUUGAUAUUUUUUGUCAUCAUGUAGGAAGUUCUAUUUGUGUCAUCAUGCAUGAAUUGUUUUAAUAAUUCAAGCUCAAAUGUGUGUGUCUUUUAUCAGACUGCUCAUUUUGAACUUUGUUGUGUAUAUUUAUGCUCUCGAAAGUAUUUCGAAUUUAUAGCCAUAAUAAUAACCUUUAUCCAUACACACUGAGCAUGAGUUUUUAAAACACUUAUUUUGUCAUUCGAUUUUAGUUUUUAUUAGCAGGCAUCACGCUUAUAUAAGCUUGAGUUUAGGCUAUCACAUGGUUCUGUGGUUGAUGUCUUAGCUAACUGGACAAUUAACUUGCUUGAUAAAAAUACAGUAUGGUAAACAGUAAUUUAAAGGCUCCAAACCCAUUUCGAUGUUGAUGUAGAUGGUACUUGAUACAGAUGAAUUAGUACUUUUUGUUUAUUUUGGUUACACAAGUCUGUGCCAAUUCAUUUUAUAUGAGGAGAUGACUUCUAAGAAUGCGUCUGUUGAUAGUCGCACUUGAUUAAAUGUUGCACAAAUGUUAAACAUUCACUUUAGUUACCAUUUCACUAUUGUAUGAAUUGUAUGCACAUAAUGUAGGUGUAACCAUAAAAUGUACUCACAUUGUAGUUAUUAAUGCAGUGAUAUUACUUGUAAUGUCUACUAUAUACCUAGACAUUUCCGUUAAAGUUGGCUGUCCUUAGUAGUUUUAUUGUACCUUUUAAUGAAAUUGUUUUGCUCGUAAUGAUUGAAUGGUGUGUAGUCAGGUACUAUGUAUUAGAUGUAUUAUUCUGUCUAUCCCUAUUUACAGGGUUGGUUUGUUACUUUUAAAGUAGAUGUCUGUGACCAAUACAAGGCUUUUAUCAUUGAUUACAUUGUAAGUUGAUAUAGGGCAAUAUUAAAUAGUAAUAAUAAAUUGCUUUUACAGUGUAUUUUAAAUAUAGUUCCUUGUUUGAUAGUUUAUAAUUUGGCAUGCUGUGUUAUAAAAAAAUCAUUCGAGUUUUCAAGUCAUUUUGUGUCAUGUCCAUGCUAAAGUAAUUUAUUUGUUUUAUCACGAUCUAGCAUAGUGAGUAUUCCAAUGUUACAUGAUGUAUUUAUUGUUAAAGUCCAAAAGUGAUUUGCUAUAUGUAUCAAACGAAACCAAUUGAAUGUUACAUAAAUAAGAUUGUAUUUAAAAGUCUGUUAAAUAUUAAAAUAGAUAAUUUGUCAUGGUCAAAAC
Molecule: messenger RNA, 3912 nt
Organism: Spodoptera exigua (beet armyworm)
Lineage: Eukaryota; Metazoa; Arthropoda; Insecta; Lepidoptera; Noctuidae
Source: the annotation of a GenBank genome assembly